CUGCCCCACAUCUCUGGGUCUGCCCCACACCAGGUGCUGCUCUACGGGCAGCUCUACCGCAUCUCGCUGGAGCUGGAGCUCCCGGAGUCACCCCCCAACCGGGCCCUGGGGAUGUUCAUGGUCAACAUCAGCUGCUACGGGCCCCACGGCCGCCCCAUAGCGACCGCCGCCCGCGCCACGAUGCUCCAUUACCGCUCCCCGCUGCUCCGCACCCUCCACACCGUGGCCUUCGCCGGACUCUUCCUCGGGGGCUUCGCGGAGCAGACGCAGACGCUGGAGGUGGAGCUUUGCUCCCGCUACCGGGAGGACCCCUACCUGCCGACGGCGGGGGCGGUGCUGCAGAUCCAGAGCAAACGGGUUCAAUUCUAUGGGGCUCGGCUCCGCGUCCAGGCGCGAUUCAGCGGCAUCAGGUACCUCCUGCCCCACAUCCCAUCCCAGCCCCGUAGACCCAUACGGCUUCACCGGAGCCGGAGCUGCCGCCUCCGCCCGCCCCGGGCCCGACAUGGCGGCGCCGGAAGGGAAGGCCGCGUGCAACCGCCAAAAAGGGCCGUGCGCAACAGCGCUCCGUGUGCAACGGAGUAA
Molecule: messenger RNA, 582 nt
Organism: Calidris pugnax (ruff)
Lineage: Eukaryota; Metazoa; Chordata; Aves; Charadriiformes; Scolopacidae
Gene: BSCL2
Product: Berardinelli-Seip congenital lipodystrophy 2 (seipin)
Exons: 5
Coding region: 112-582 (156 amino acids)
Biological process (GO): lipid droplet organization; lipid storage
Cellular component (GO): endoplasmic reticulum membrane
Source: RefSeq, a predicted model, not a curated record